AUGGACAGUAAGCACAAUGUAGAAAAUCCGCCGAGAUAUGAUCUAGAUAGCAAGGAAAAAAACGGCAUACAAAGAGUAGCUACAAAAACGCCAUCGUUGACAACACUGAUCAACUGGAAUAUAUCUAAAGCACUAAAAAGUAAUCCUAGAAUUGACUUGAAGGUAGCGUUGCGAGAAGCAGAAGAGCGGUUGGACGAGGCGCACGAUGCGAAUGCUCUGGUGUCUCCAGACGCGCGCAACUUUUGCUGCGCCCUCCUGGCCUGGCAGCAGCUCGGCCACCGUACAGCCGACAGCUUAUUCAAGGCAUGUGGCCUGGACAAAAAGUGCAUGGAGCGGCUGGCGAGCAUGGAGACGGAGACACAGGAGCUUAGCAAGCGCGCCGGACAGUUCGCGCGCCGCGAGGCACGGCGCUCCGAGCAGCUGGAGCGCGCCGAGAUGGCCUGGCGAGACCUCGACGCGUGCUACCAGCGCCGGCUGCGGGUCGCCAAGGAAAAGGAGGAGGAAUAUCAAAAACAGAUGGCAAGAGUUUUGGACGAGAGGAACAAGUACAAGCAGGCGUGUAUGCCGCUGGUGGACGCGUUAAAGAGGAAAAGCUCAGUGGCGGAGAAGGAGCAGGAAAAAUUGAAGGAGCUCGAGAAGGAGAUGUGCGCGCGAGCAUGCGCACGGGUCCGGCUAGCCGAAAACGCCGCGCGCGUCAAUGCACAGCUCACGGAGCAGCAGUGCAAAUGCUCACAGCUCGACAGAAACUUAGCGUGGAAAGAGGAGCAUGAGCGUAGUAAGCAGCGUGCGCUGGAGGACGCGGCGGAGAUGGCUAAGGUGCUCACGCACGAGGCGGAGUGUGCGCAGCGCGCAGAGCUCGAGGCGCUGCGCAAGCAGGUGGCGCAGGCGUCACAGGACCUGCUGGAGGAGGACGCUCGCACGGCGCUGUUGAACAAACGAAUCGAAGAUUAUAUGCAAGAAAAAAAUGAAAUGAUAGAAGACUUAGAAUCUUGCCAGACAAAGUGUGAAGAUCGUAUGGGAGCAUUAGUGAAAGACUUGAAGUGUAAGAGAGAUAAGCUUGCAGAGUUAAAAGAUAAGAUUAUGGAAUGCCGAUGCAAAGAGCCCGUGGACCAAGCGGUGGAGGUGAAGAGGACGCCGUCGCUGGCCGCGUUGUGCAGGUGCUCCCCGAGUGAUACGAUUCAGGGAUCGUGUUCGUGUACGUCAAUACGAAGCCGGCUUCUCUCGUCACUCCUUAAGGAUUUGUUUAACGGCCUAAAAUCGGAAAUGGACACCAUCGGCUCACAGAUGCCUUGUCACCUCUUGAAGUGUCUCGAAGACAAGCAUAAUUGGGACCAAACUACUCAUGCCAAGCAAAACGUUCGUGCUUAUUUUUCCCGACUUUUGCUCGGUGAACUUGACAUCGCUAUUGCAACAGUCAUUGAAAGGAGCCACGCACAGUGGGUGGGUGAAUGUUGCGUUGAUAUGAAACCGCAAGUUUCACGAGACUCCAGACACAGCUUACGGUGGCAAGAACAUGAGCGCGAGACGAAGACGCAGAAACUGGCUAAUCAGCUAGCCGAAAAGAUGUUCCAAGAGAGAGCGAAAGAGUUGGCCAAGCAAGCCCAACAAGAACUACAAGAUAGCCGUCCUCCAUGCGAGUGUGACCUCAACGACACAGCACACUCAUCAGACAAUACAGGAAGAAAAUAUGUUAAUAAUAGAAGGCCUGAGUUGAUAUCGACAAAUAAAGGCAAUGCUUGCAAACCUGCUACAACUCGAAGAGCCCUAAACAUGACUGCCAGAAAACUUAAAUCAUGUACGAACAAAGCUAAUCCAUUUAAAGCAGGCGAAAACCGUCCCAACAAAUUGUUUAGAGAGUCCCAACAAUAUGCAGUAAACAUGUGCUUAUGCGACAAUAAAAAAAAAUCUACUUCUAAUAAACCCGAUAAGAACUUUAAUAUGAAAUCGGAAUUGUGCCACAGUUAUAGUGUUUCAAAUUUAAGACAGCAGAAACCCAUAUUAGAUUUUAGGGAGAAUAGUUUUCAGGGGAGUGGCAAGUCUAGUUCCUCUUUGUGUACGAAAACAUGCGCUUGCUUACACAAAACACCAUCAAACACGUCUAUCGACAGACUUGUUAGAGUUUUAACAAAAUGGAAAGAUAAUUUACUCGAAUCACGAGAUUGUAAUAUCCAAGAAAUCAUUAACACAAAUUCUUUGUUUAAAAUUACUCAUUCAAGUAUUGUAAAUAUUAUACAAGAAAUACAUAACAAAACAGACCAAACUGAACGUAAAAACAGUAAAACCACUUUAGAAAAAUGCGCAGAAACACAACAACACGACAAGAAUGUUAAAUCACUAAAAGACAGUGAGAAAACUCUCGAUGAAGAAGAUGAUUGUCCUAAAGCCAUUGUAUCUAGCCAGAUGAAGCUUAAGCCGUCAAAAUUAUUGUCUGCUAACCAAAAAAGUUAUAAAAAACAUCAUCGAGGCAAUUUGUUUGCGGAUAAGCGAGGAAACUGUUAUGACAAAUUUGACGAUAAGUUAGUCAAGAAUAAUAAUAGAGAUAUACGUAAAACAAGAUAUGCAAUUAAUCGAAUUAAAGCACUGAAUGUGUUACAUGUUCACAAUGAAUGUGUCUAUCCGCGGACCAAGGUUGGGAAUUUGAAUGAAGAAAAGUCUGUAGAAGUUCAAAAUAAUAGCAAUGACGUCUUAAGUCCUGAUGAACCUUGCGUAUGUUGUCCGAUAACUAAGGUAGACAAUACAAGUGAUUUGGAAGUAAAUGCUUUUCAAUUGUUGGAAGAACAUUUAAAAAGUAAAUUAGAUGAAUUUAGGAGUUUAGCCUGUAAAUCCACUUGCAUACCAAAUGCGGACGAAAAAUGUAUUUUGAAUGAUACAAUAGUCAAGGUUAAAAAACUUAUUCUGGAAAGUGCAAAUAAAGUUACCUGUAAGUGUAGUAGAAAUAACCAAUCCUGCAAUGGAAGCUGGAACAGAGCAUAUAGUUUAUUACAUGAAUAUUUGAAAACUAAAAUAGAACAUAUAGAAUGUAUCUGUAGUUCGGUCGAAUAUGGGCAAGAUGAAAAUUUGGUGACGCGUAUUUUAAGUCAAAUAAGUUGCUUAAUUGAAAAUGAUCUACAACGACUUAAAAAUAUGUGCAGCAAUUGCAAUGAUACGACAUUAGACACCAGCAGUAAACGGGAAUCGUAUAUAAAGCAUGAACCUCAAUGUAGUAUUAGUGAUUUAAAGAAUCACAAUAAUUCGAUAAUAACGAAUGCCAUUGAAAAAAAUAACAUGCCAAUAACUCAAGUGGUUGAAUCCAAAUUUGUUAGUUACACCAACGGUAUUUCGUUACCGCACAAUAAAUCAGCACAAGUUUUGCUUCAUCAUUCAGUUGAAACCAAGUCAUGCGAUGCUAUAAAAAUGUAUAGUAAGUACUGUGAAGUACAAACAUUAGACGUAAUGAAAAAGAAGGUUGUUAUAGAUAAUUACGUUAAUAGUGAAAGUUAUGAUGUUAAACCAAUCACCAACCAACAAUACGACGAUACAUCCACCCAGAAAGCUGAGAAAAAGUCAAAUCUCCAUCCUGAUAUGCAAAACAAUGGACUUACUAAAGACACUACAUCUUUUCAAAAAAGAGACAUCACAGUAUUGCCUGUAGUAAUGUCACCAGGUAACAAUAUUAAUGAAAAUGGUUCCAUGAAAAAUAACUUAAUCGACGACCAAUUGCUGGAUGAAAAAAAAAAGAUCCACGUCGUAAACGAAGACGACAAAUUUGACGAACAAUUUUUAGCAAAUAUUGGUUGCACAAUAAAUUGUUGCUGCGAUCGUGACUUAGGCUGUGUUUGCACAAAGUCAACAGUUACAUCGAACACUGAGUGGUUAAGAACAAAUUAUAUAUUUAAAACAUUUACACAAAAACAAAGUGUAGUCGAAAGUGUUUCUUACAUACUUAAGAGCGUACCGAAUAAAAUACCGAAUAAUGUAAAUUCCAUAGAAGAUCAUUCAGAGGAUGUUCACUUAACGAUAAAAAAUCAAAUAAAUGAUCUAAAUCGACGCGAAUCCAAUGUCGAGGGAAAUAUUUAUUUUGGUCGAGAUAAACAAAUCGUACACGUAGAUUACAAAGCUGAAUUGGUGCAUAAAAGCAAAACAAGAGUAUGCGAUUCUGAGGUAAACGCCAGCGAAGAAAAUCAUAUUUGCUUAAAACAAUCUAAUCAAAGGUUCAAUAUAAUUCAUGAUUCUGCUAACACUUUAACAGAUGAAUCCUCGCUUCAAUUUAAAUUUGUGCCUCCUAAAUCAAAACACCAUGACAUUCUCAAACCAAAUGCACAUGAGUUAUUCAAACAUGUUCCAAUGUCUUUUAGCAAUAGUGAUACAGCACUAAUAACUGACCACGAAUCGCAAAGGUCAGCGUCCUUGUCGACAGAUUGUGAUUGCGCAAUGGUUCCUAUAUGUCACGUCAAAAUGCUUGUGGAAAAUAUUGGCAGUAGGCUGGCUAAAGCUGAGUGUACAUGUGAUUCGUUAAAAUCAGUUUGUCCAAUUCAUUCUUAAAAUCUGUUAUUAAAUAAAGACAUGUUGUAUAUUUGGUAACAAGUAAAAUUAUAAUAUACA
Molecule: messenger RNA, 4581 nt
Organism: Cydia amplana
Lineage: Eukaryota; Metazoa; Arthropoda; Insecta; Lepidoptera; Tortricidae
Exons: 12
Coding region: 1-4521 (1506 amino acids)
Source: RefSeq, a predicted model, not a curated record